AUGUAUUUAAGAGCAGCAACGACGUAUUUUUUAAUAAUUUUCUUGACAGAGUUUGUUAACAGCCAGUUCAAUGAUAUAUGCGGUUUAAACAAUGGAAAAAGAUUUUAUUUGGAGCAUGGUGAAUCCGGGUUUAUGGUUGCAGAUUAUAAAAAUAAUGUUUGGCACGAACGAAAUAAAAAUGUAAGUGCCGGCAAUAAGUGUACUUUAGAAUUUGUAACAUGUCCAUCUUGUAUUGUUAAUAUUAAAUUUAGUUAUUUAAACAUAUCAAGAAACUGCGGAAAAGCUUCCGUUUUAGACACUUGCGGCUGUGAUUAUGUUUGGAUUUACGAACCACCUAUUGAAGACGCAUCAGGCGAACAAUUUUGCGGAAGAUUUGUUAAAAAUAACGUAUCAGAAUUAAAUUACGUCAGCCAAACCCGUACAGUGGCAUUGACAUUUAUUUAUAACACUGAAUAUGGACAUGCAUUUUCCCUGGAUUAUUUCGUUUUGCGAAAUCGAAUUCAACUCAAUGGCUAUCCGAAAAUUGGAAGCGUCAAUAAUGCCAGCCAGUACAUAUCUUCCCCAUUUUUUCCUCACUUAUAUCCCAUUGACUUAAGUGUGGAAUAUGUGAUUAAGUGUGAGUCUCUCAUUGCUUGUCGAGUAAGCCUAAUUUUCACCGAUUUCCUCAUAGCAGACUCUUCAAUAAUUGAGUUCUUUGAUUGGAACGGACAAAGAAUGUAUGUAACUUCCGGAAAUGUAUUUAGGCCUCCCACUAUUAUAAGUACAGGCCCUUCGUUGGUCGUGCGAUUCUAUGCAAAUGGGGCGUCGGAUUUUGGAUUUAAAGCUGCUUAUUCAUACAUUUUGGGCAACUUAAACGAUCUUACUUUUACACCUAAUAUUGGUUGUGGUGGUUUCGUUAAUAAUUUGGGCGGUGCAAUCACAAUGAUGAAUAUGGUGGAAGAAGGUACCAAAUUUUUCGACUGCGUGUGGAUUAUAAAGCCUCCUGAAAUUCACCAUCAUAAAAAGACCCAUCUGUACGUAAAAGUUGUAAAUUUUACGGACUUCGCUGGUACCACUGAAAUGGUUAUAAGACAAGGACUAACUUCCAACCAACCCGCAGUGGAUGUGUUAAAACACCCCAUGGCACAUUUCGGUUUGCGGAAACAAUUAGAACACGUUGUGCCCAUAAAACAAGGCUUCUACAUCAGACUGAGGGGACAUUUUGGGCCUCAAUCGCUAUUGGCAAUAGUUUUUGCUGCUUUCAACUACAAAGAUUGUUUUGCUGGAUCAGACUUUCUCUGCCAGAAUAUGAGAUGUAUUUCAGUUCUUUUGAAUUGUGACGGAUUCGAUCACUGCGGUGAUAACAGUGAUGAGACUGUGGACUGUUCUUUAGAUCCUAAAGACCAUCGGGAAUUUUCAAGGAUACCCAAUUUUCUUUUUCCGAAAAUGGAACCAUAUUCGGAUAUAACGACAGCCACGUUUGUUUUCUUAAGCUGCAGUUUUGGUUUGAUAGGUAUAAUAUUAGCGAUGGCCUUAAUGCUGCACAGGGUAAAUGUUCGUGCGCAUCAACAGAGACAGAUUCAGGACCAUUUGGAAACGAUACAUGCUAUUUUAGAGGAGGGUGUUGGGGAUGUAGAGGAAGAAAUAAUUGUCCCCGACGAUCCUCCAGACUAUGAAGCACCCCCAGAUUACGAAGACGUGCUUAAAUUAAAAUAUGUUAAAACAAUUGGAAUCGUCAGAAUUCACAACAGAAGUUCCAGUGUUUCUCAAAAUGGUUCAACAAAAAACGAAGAAAGUUUAUCGAACAUAACGGCAUCUAAAAGUCAUUCGAAUUCAUCAAAUGCGGAUUCAGUUCCAUCUCUCGCUGGUACCAGUAAAAUUUUCUCACCUGGAUCUAUAAAAAUUCCAGAUUCGCCUCCACCAGUUUACGAAGAUUUAGCAAGUCGCAAUUUUGCAAAAAAUGUUUUAGAUAAUCCAGCAGAAGGUAUGAAUUAG
Molecule: messenger RNA, 1974 nt
Organism: Anoplophora glabripennis (Asian longhorned beetle)
Lineage: Eukaryota; Metazoa; Arthropoda; Insecta; Coleoptera; Cerambycidae
Gene: Culd
Exons: 11
Coding region: 1-1974 (657 amino acids)
Molecular function (GO): protein binding
Source: RefSeq, a predicted model, not a curated record